GGGUCCUUCCGGCGUCGCCGGAGUGAAUUGAUCCGGGAGUUGAAGAGGGCUGCAAGGUGGGAAGUGAAGUCAGUGCCUCAGUUGCUGGUAAGGUGUAGCUGUUCUGUCCCAGUCCCCGUAGCUCUGCACCGAGCAGAAGAGGUCUAGGGUCACGCAGGGGCCAUGGCUGAGGCACUUGGGCUUGGUUCUGGCAGGCGGAGCGGACGGGGCUGAGAGCGGGGCCCUACGGGCGUAAGCGAGGUUACCCUACGCGAGUGGCGUAAAGCGGGUUUGUAAAUGCCGCCUGCCGGCUUGGGCCCGAACGCCUCCAGGAAGUCUCCUCUAGGUGGGGGCGGGAGGGGAAGGGCGAGGUUGGCCCCUGGUGCCCCGGGAGAGGGGACAGGGCGGAUGUGCCUGGGGUGGGGUCCUUUGAAGGUGUGGCUUCGGACCGAGAGGUGAGGCUGCUGUUUUCCCCCUGCUUUAGGAGCACUGGAAGAAGGAAGAGACAAAUGUUGGGGUCUACGGAUUCAGUUCCAGUUUAAUGAUGUGGCCCUCUAAGGAGAUAAUUUUGCCUUAAACAGAAAGACUUGACCCUCUUAGGUGUCAUACCUAAGCUUUCUCCUCUAAAUCUUGGUCUCUUGUUUGGAAGUGACUAACAGCAUUUUGGCAUGAGAAAGCCCUAAAAAGAUCAGUGUGUUUUUUGUGUCCAAUUCUUUUAUCACCAAAAAAGAGAAGAAAUAUUGCAGUGAAUGAAGAUUCCUCUGCAUUUUAGCACUGCUUUUUCAACUGUAGUUGGCUUUUGAAUGAGGAUGACAAUGGAAGAGAUGAAGAAUGAAGCUGAGACCACAUCCAUGGUUUCUAUGCCCCUCUAUGCAGUCAUGUAUCCUGUGUUUAAUGAGCUAGAACGAGUAAAUCUGUCUGCAGCCCAGACACUGAGAGCCGCUUUCAUCAAGGCUGAAAAAGAAAAUCCAGGUCUCACACAAGACAUCAUUAUGAAAAUUUUAGAGAAAAAAAGCGUGGAAGUUAACUUCACGGAGUCCCUUCUUCGUAUGGCAGCUGAUGAUGUAGAAGAGUAUAUGAUUGAACGACCAGAGCCAGAAUUCCAAGACCUAAACGAAAAGGCACGAGCACUUAAACAAAUUCUCAGUAAGAUCCCAGAUGAGAUCAAUGACAGAGUGAGGUUUCUGCAGACAAUCAAGGAUAUAGCUAGUGCAAUAAAAGAACUUCUUGAUACAGUGAAUAAUGUCUUCAAGAAAUAUCAAUACCAGAACCGCAGGGCACUUGAACACCAAAAGAAAGAAUUUGUAAAGUACUCCAAAAGUUUCAGUGAUACUCUGAAAACGUAUUUUAAAGAUGGCAAGGCAAUAAAUGUGUUCGUAAGUGCCAACCGACUAAUUCAUCAAACCAACUUAAUACUUCAGACCUUCAAAACUGUGGCCUGAAAGUUGUAUAUGUUAAGAGAUGUACUUCUCAGUGGCAGUAUUGAACUGCCUUUAUCUGUAAAUUUUAAAGUUUGACUGUAUAAAUUAUCAGUCCCUCCUGAAGGGAUCUAAUCCAGGAUGUUGAAUGGGAUUAUUGCCAUCUUACACCAUAUUUUUGUAAAAUGUAGCUUAAUCAUAAUCUCACACUGAAGAUUUUGCAUCACUUUUGCUAUUAUCAUUCUUUUAAGAAUUAUAAGCCAAAAGAAUUUACGCCUUAAUGUGUCAUUAUAUAACAUUCCUUAAAAGAAUUGUAAAUAUUGGUGUUUGUUUCUGACAUUUUAACUUGAAAGCGAUAUGCUGCAAGAUAAUGUAUUUAACAAUAUUUGGUGGCAAAUAUUCAAUAAAUAGUUUACAUCUGUUAAACAUUUCUUUACUUGAAAAAAUGCAUAUAUAUAUGUGUGUAUAUAUAUAUAUAUAUAUAUAUAUAUGAACAGAAGACCAAGACAACUUGGUGUAAUGUCUAAAAAACUUCUAAUGGGAGCUUAUCAGCAGUUUAUCAAAUAAUAAAGCAAGAAUUUCUAUUUUUGUCCUUAAUCACUUUGGACACAGAGUAGUCAAUGGAAAUAUUUUUGUUAAUUACUUAUAAGGUACUGAGUAUUUUUAUAUGAUUUCCAACCUGUUUUAAACGACUUAUGAGUAAGAGAUAGCAUUUUCUAGUGUUUUUGCACUAUAAUGCCACUUUUUGAACUCUUGUGACAAAUGUAGAUUUGACUCUUAAAAAUUAAGCCUUUCGUAUACUGGGCCCUCAUAAGCUUUGCACAAUUUUUUCCCAAAAAAUAGCCACAAUUAAUAGUAAUUUGAAGCUAUAUCAACGGUUGGAUUGAAAUUGUCAUGAGUGUUAAUAUUAUAUACACUCUUCAACUAGGUACAGUUUUAUUUCACCAUAGAGAAGUUUUAAGGAAAUUAUGUAUCAAGUGUUCAUGUUAAGUGGUUUCAUUUUUCAAUUAUAAAAUAAAGGGAAAAAAUCAGAA
This is a messenger RNA of Homo sapiens (human), 2431 nucleotides long. RefSeq names its product programmed cell death 10 (gene PDCD10). Gene Ontology annotation, cellular component: cytoplasm; Golgi membrane; plasma membrane. NCBI's taxonomy places the organism in Eukaryota, Metazoa, Chordata, Mammalia, Primates, Hominidae. The record is from RefSeq and is a predicted model, not a curated record. Bases 783 to 1421 code for a protein of 212 amino acids. The transcript has 10 exons.